Macrosteles quadrilineatus (aster leafhopper) is the source of this 965-nucleotide messenger RNA. RefSeq names its product mitochondrial import inner membrane translocase subunit Tim22-like. Lineage: Eukaryota; Metazoa; Arthropoda; Insecta; Hemiptera; Cicadellidae. Gene Ontology annotation, molecular function: transmembrane protein transporter activity. The record is from RefSeq and is a predicted model, not a curated record. Gene Ontology annotation, biological process: protein insertion into mitochondrial inner membrane. Gene Ontology annotation, cellular component: TIM22 mitochondrial import inner membrane insertion complex. The transcript has 4 exons. The coding region runs from base 296 to 868 and encodes 190 amino acids.
UUGUUAAUUUGUUUGUCGUUUUGGGUUUUGGUAUGGUAUGGUGAUGGAGAAUUUGAGUUAGGUUAGGUUGAUGUUGAUAGGUUUUUGUCAUAAUCAAUUAGGAUAGGCCUACUUUGAUUUAUUUGGUGAAAACUGAAAAGUACUGUGGAGGUUGAACUUGUCUUCGACUUUCCCACGAGGUCUCUUUAAACUUAGUUCUUUGGGUAGAACUUUGUAGGCUAGUUGGGUUGAACAAGGUCCAGAAAAUAAACAUAAUUGUGUUCUGCAUAAUUGCAUUUAAUCCUUUAUACUUAUCAUGUCUUCAGUGGAAAGAAACAUCAAUUCAGAGGCUGAAACCAUCUUUCAUAGCGAUCCUUUUUUAGAUAGUGUUGCUAGGUAUUUCAUUGGAAACAAUAACCGCUACAGAGAGAAUAUAAUCAUACCCAAAUCAAUGGGUCCUGUUUACAUUAAAACAAAUGAAGAAAAAAUGAUUGAGGCUGCAUUUGAAAGUUGUGCAUUUAAAACCACAAUAAGUUGUGUUGCUGGAUUUGGCUUAGGAGCAGCUUUAGGACUAUUUUCUUCCAGUGUAAAUCCUACAAUUGUACCGGGCCAAGAAUUAAAAACUCAAAGUGCUCGAGAAAUCCUUCGAGAAAUGAAAGGCUCAAUGCUAAGCUAUGCCAAAAAUUUUGCAAUGGUUGGAGCAAUGAUCUCUGCUAUCGAAUGCACAAUUGAGUCGUACCGAGGCAAAUCCGACUGGAAGAACGGAACCUACGCAGGAGGGGUCACUGGAGGUCUAAUAGGUCUGAGAGCGGGAGUGAAGGCAGGUGCUGUUGGGGCCGCAGGGUUUGCGGCGUUCUCUACACUCAUUGACUACUACAUGCACAGUUGAAUCUGUUUAGGCCAAUCUUUAUUGUUUUGUAUAUUAUACUGUUUAUGUAAUUAGUAAGUUGAAUAGCUAAGUAAGUGAAAUAAAUGUUUAUUAUGCA